Sporothrix brasiliensis 5110 is the source of this 525-nucleotide messenger RNA. RefSeq lists its product as uncharacterized. NCBI's taxonomy places the organism in Eukaryota, Fungi, Ascomycota, Sordariomycetes, Ophiostomatales, Ophiostomataceae. The transcript has 2 exons. Bases 1 to 525 code for a protein of 174 amino acids. The record is from RefSeq and is a predicted model, not a curated record.
AUGUUCCCCCCCGACCCAUUACAUUUCCGCGACGGCGGCGGCAGCAGCUACGACGCGGCCACCGCGGUGGGCACCGGCAGUGCCAACAACAACAACCACACAAGGCCCGCCGUCAGCCAGGAUCCCUCGGAUCCCUUGGCCGCCUUGGAGAGGCACUUACUCGCCCACCCACACAGACACCACCACCACCGCACCCACGGCCAGAGUGCCCAUCCACCGCGUGCCCAGCAGCUGCAAGGAAAGACUGCCCUUCUGGCACCACCGUCCCCGCGCCACUGCAUGGCUGCCACCACCGCCUGGACACCGGCCCCGGACCGGCGGCAGAGCUGGGACGAGCAGGAAUACCGGCGGGCGAUGAUGGUGCAGUCGACGGGGCUGGAGUGUGGGUGCCAUCCGCACACGGGUGGCGGCGACGAAGCCACCGCUCCACAUCGUCAGCACCAACAUCUUCACUCGCCUGAUGGUGUCUCGGUGCGGGGCCUCUACGAGUCAGACUGGGGGUUUAGUGAGAUUGUGCAUAAGUAA